AUGCUCCCCGUCUACUCCGUGGAUGACUUUCUGUCCGCCACCCAUAUGGAUGCUGUGGACGCCCUUCGAGCUUUAUUCAUCCUCGCAGCUUGCACGAUCCUGUCCGUCAGCCUACCGUCCUCAUUCAGUUCCCGGUUCGUCAACUAUGGUGCCCGUGCGACUUCGACGUCGUCUGAGCCCAAGGUAAAACCGACUCGCCAGCCACAUGCAUUUAUCCGCUUCCUGGACUAUGUCUCCUCCUUCAGGGUUCCCCACAGCUACUUCACGCAGUUCUACGUCGCAUCCGUCUUGUCGUCAAUCACCUGGGCCACGCAGCUUGUUACCCUUGGGCCAGCGUUUUGGGCAGUGGCUAUCCGGGUGGAUGAGAGACAUGUGCAGAAGUCCAUGUCGCUGAACCAAGUCAUGCUUUGCUGGGCGUUGUUGAUGAUCCAGGGAUCUAGACGCCUCUACGAGUCGCUCGCCUUUUCCAAGCCCUCAUCUUCUCAGAUGUGGUUUGUUCACUGGCUGCUGGGAAUCGUAUUUUACAUUGCAGUGGGCGUUGCAAUUUGGAUUGAAGGAACAGGCAGCUUGGCGUCGGAGAAGAUGGCACUUCUCCAUUUCAGGAUCACAAACCCUCCGUCCCUGCGAACCUUCCUCUGCCUCCCUCUUUUCCUCUUUGCAUCGGGUCUCCAACACGACUGCCACCAGCAUCUCUUCUCCCUGAAGAAAUACUCCCUUCCUACCCAUCCGCUUUUUCGCCGGGUCGUGUGCCCGCACUAUACGGCCGAAUGCGUGAUAUACCUGUCACUGGCACUGUUGGCUGCUCCUCGAGGCGAGUUUAUUAACAAAACACUUCUCUGCUGUGCCAUGUUUGUAGCUGUUAAUCUGGGCGUCACUGCUGCAACUACGAAGCGUUGGUAUAUGCGGAAAUUCGGCGAGGAGGCUGUACGGGGAAGAUGGAUGAUGAUUCCUGGCGUGUUCUGA
Messenger RNA from Monascus purpureus, 963 nucleotides. NCBI's taxonomy places the organism in Eukaryota, Fungi, Ascomycota, Eurotiomycetes, Eurotiales, Aspergillaceae. The record is from the annotation of a GenBank genome assembly.